AUGCCCAUCACUGGACCGUCACAUUCGCUUCGGUUUGGACCCGAUGAUACCGGCAGGGAGGGAUGCUCUCAAGGGCCAUUAUUGGGCACAUCAACCGGGCAGUCCCGUCUCGAUGGGAGCAGCGCAUCACUGAAUGCCAUUGCUCGAUUUCGUUCUUUGGAUAGAUCUUUUCCCGUUGCGCAAGCUCUACGACAGAGGGUGAGGGGACCAGAACCUGCCGCCCCAACAUCCGCAAUUCAGCGCGCCGCCCCUCUCAGUAAUGAAAAUUCCGGCAUUAACCGAUCGGGAAUCAACAACACCCGCGGCUCGUCGGUGGUUUCACCAUAUGGCAUAGGCCCAGCUGCUCUUGUCUACCCAACUCAUUCACAAACAUCAGCGGUGGAAUCCAUGUCCCGGUCAUCAUCGUCAUCGUCGUCAUCGUCAUUGCCUCCUCGGCAACUAAAUGAGUUGUGGCAGAUGGUACGAGAUCUCAGGGCAGAAAAUGCUGUACUGCAGCAGCGAGUUGGUAUAUUGAUGGAGGGCGGUGAUGAGAAAUUUGAGGAGACACUGCAGGGCAUUCCACUGCAUGGGACUGAGCAUGAAAAGAAUACCACGGGAGUAUCUUCAAAUAACACCACCACUACCACCAGUGCCGCACGUCCUAGCAGUGAGAAAGCUGGUGCAGUUUCCGAUACUACACUUCUCAGCGAAGGAAGUGGAGGUAAGAAUGGACAUAUGACACCAUAUCUAUUUGCAGAGAGGGAAGCGAUGCUAAAGCGAAUACGGCGGUUGGAAGCGGCACUAAAGUUGGAGGCGAUGGAACGUGAUGCGCUGGAACUGCGGUUGAGAGCUCAGGAACGUGUACUUGCCCGGUUUGUGCAACAAUGA
Trypanosoma brucei brucei TREU927 is the source of this 867-nucleotide messenger RNA. RefSeq lists its product as hypothetical. The record is from RefSeq and is a predicted model, not a curated record. Bases 1 to 867 code for a protein of 288 amino acids. NCBI's taxonomy places the organism in Eukaryota, Euglenozoa, Kinetoplastea, Trypanosomatida, Trypanosomatidae. The transcript has a single exon.